CCGGACAUGAGUCUCGGAAGAAGCGAUGAUCGAAGCGGACGACAUGGCAUGGGCGAUGCUCGUGAAGGACCUCAAGGCCGAUCAAGGACAUGGCCCGCUGUGCGCUGGAAUCGUCAUCUACGACCCACGUGGCAAUGUGGUGUACGAGGAAGGGUGGUUCCGUGAGGAAACGUCGUUCGAGGCGAAGGCCGCAAUGUUCGCAGUGUUGGCGGACGUUGUUCUCGCGCGUACUCACCGCAUCGAUCUCGAUGGACAUGUGUUCCAUGUCGUGGAGAACGUGUACGGAAAUCUGUGCGCCGUGGGGCGUCGGCGGAAGAUGGGUCUCAUCAGCCAGCGCUUCCCAUCAGGCAUCCUGGUCGCCGUGUUCCGUUAUCCAUACUCGUUGCAAACCGCAGUGCCUGUCGUCGCCAAAUUAGGAAGGCGCUUGCGAUCAUAAUAGUUGUGUGCGCGCCAUGAUGAAGAUUUGCUCGGGUCCGCGCAUGCCGCGAAGGACGCAUGGAAUCCAUUCAUUUGUUUAUGUCGUCGCCCUGUCCACGCGCUCCUAUUGCAUUCGUUGGAGCUGUCGAUGCAUGUGAUUUCGCAUGAGCAUGCGCAACAUGGUGCCACCACAGCAGAGGAGGACGCUGGCGUGUGACGGGUCGAACUUGACGGACCACACGACCAACGUGUUGGAGGUGUUUCCCCGAUCUGGAAUAAAGCUCACCAUCGCGUGGUACCCUUCCAGCCACAUGCCUUGGUCCACGAGUUUGAAAUGCACACUACCAAUGCGGUCGUCUUCAUUAUUCUUCAGGUUUCGUGGCACUGCGACCGACGUCACGCGCUCUUUGCCAUGAACUGUGUCUCGACUCGCACCUGCCGAAACCACCGUGCCCUGGACUGUGGGUGCUCCCUCGUCAAACCAGCAUCGUUCGUUCCAUCUCUGGAAUGCAGCAUACGUAGAAACACCGCGGAGGAAGAUGCUAGCUUCGACUUCAUGCCCGUCGGCUUGGAAGAAGAUCUCGGCGGCACCGCGGUCAAUGUAUCGCUCCA
Molecule: messenger RNA, 1029 nt
Organism: Aphanomyces invadans
Lineage: Eukaryota; Oomycota; Saprolegniomycetes; Saprolegniales; Verrucalvaceae
Exons: 1
Coding region: 26-436 (136 amino acids)
Source: RefSeq, a predicted model, not a curated record